ACAGCAACUUUUUUGCAAUCAUUUGUUUGCUCACUGAUUCAAAGAAACAAGGAACUUCUCUGCAAUUUUAAAUGGCGGACCAGUCUCUUUCUGAAACCUUUCUCAACCCAUGUAUUUUGCAUUUACAGAAGAUGGGCCUCGAGUUUAAAUGUCCCAUUUGCUUAAAGCUGUUGAACCAUGCUGUGUCUCUCUCAUGUGAUCAUAUCUUUUGUAGUUCUUGCAUUUCAAUAGCAGUAUUGCCUCGGUUGGAGUGUCCUGUUUGUAGAUUACCCUAUCAUUCUCAAGAUUUGCGGGUUGCCCCUCAUAUGGAUAGCUUGGUGAGUUUAUACAAAAACAUAGAGGCUGUAGCUGGCAUCAGACUUUUGGGGGCUGACUCCCAGCAGUGCCAUUCAGAUUUGAAGAAACCAGAAAAAUGUUGCUCUGAAAUGGGGAAUGCUAGUAUUGGUGUUUCUUCUAAAACGAAAUUUAAGAGAUGGUAUGGAAGCGAUGAAAAUUCAUUAGCUGAGAAAUCAACUGGUCCUGUAUUCCCUGCUAAGAAAAGGCUUCAAGCUUCACAGUUUCCAGGAGUAGAACUCAGUGCUCCUUCAAGGCCAGAAAAUUCUUAUAAUAUGAAAAUUGAUCAUGCUAAAGACGAGGUUGAAGGCAGAUCACGUGGACUUGUUAAAGUUGGAGCUGAAAAAGGGAAUAACAAUUUUGAUGCUUUACAGUUAAAUAAAGAUGAAGUUAGCCCUGAUGUUUUGCAAUCUGAGUGGUCAAGAAGUUUUGACCACGCACAUGACCCAUCAAAUUCUCCACUGUCAAGUGUUACCAAGAAUUUGAAGGAUGAGAGAUUUAAUCUGGGAAAGGAAAAUAGUCCUCAGCAACCAUCAGAUAUCAAGAAGAAACACUACGAGGAAAUGCCUGGAGUGCUUUUCCAUGAGGAACAUCAUGGGAAAUCGAAGAGUAACCACAAAUAUCAUGCAAAGGAGAAAAACCGAAAAGAAAUAAAGAAACAGAAGAAAUUGAAAUCCAGGUUUGACAAUAAUGAUCACUGCCAAGAGAAUCAAAUGGUAGAUUCAGUCUGUAGAAUGACGACAAAUGAAAAUACACUGAAAUCCAAAUCUGAGUCUGAAUCUGACAGCCUCAAUGGAACUUCCAACUCUUCAGCUGAAGCCAGAAACCCAAGCAAGGAAAUGAGUCCUCAAGUUUCAGGAUAUGUGGAGUAUCUUGAUGGAAAAUCCACAGUUAGUGAUGCUAGCCCAAAGGAGGGAAGGAUGUUGGUUUUUGAAGCCUGUGACAAUGAAAAUUUAGUUGCUACAAAGAGAGUUGUAUGUGCAUUUUGCCAGUUUCCAGAGGACUCAGAGGCUUCAGGGCAGAUGUUACAUUACAUCAACGGUAAACCAGUGGGAGAUGAUUACAAGACCCAAUCUAAUUCCUUGCAUGUUCACAAGAAAUGUGCUGAGUGGGCUCCAAAGGUUUAUUUUGUGGGUGAUAUUGCUAUUAAUCUAGAAUCAGAAGUAGCAAGAGGUGCAAAGAUGAAAUGCAAUAUUUGUGGGCUCAAGGGGGCAGCACUCGGGUGUUAUGCUAAGAGCUGCCGUAGGACUUUCCAUGUUCCCUGUGCAGUGCAAGCUCCUGAAUUUCGCUGGGAUUGUGAAAAUUUUGUUAUGCUUUGUGCUGUGCACUCAUCCUUCCGUUUACCAAAUGAAGUGGCUGUGACUGGAAGGCAUAGAAAGCUACAUCAUUCAUCAGGGGUUCUUGAAGACACAAGGUGUUCACCUGGUUCAUCGAUUAACAAUCGGAGCAAAAAUUGGACAGAUUCGCAUGCCAUAGGUAGCAAAUGGGUGUUGUGCGGCUCUGCUCUCAAUGCUGAAGAGAAGGAUUUCGUUGCAAGGUUUGCAAAAUUGAGUGGUGCAAUUAUGUCUAAGGCUUGGAGCCCAGAUGUGACUCAUGUCAUUGCUUCCACUAAUGGCAAUGGUGCUUGCAAAAGAACCCUCAAAUUCCUGAUGGCCAUCUUGGAAGGAAGAUGGAUACUGAACAUUAACUGGAUCAAAGGAUGCUUGAAAGCCAUGUCUCCUGUGAGUGAAGAACCUUAUGAAAUUAAGUUUGAUAUCAAUGGUUCUCAUGAGGGGCCCAAAAAUGGCCGCCUUAGAAUCAUGCAAAAGGUGCCCAAGCUACUCGAAGGCUUGACUGUUUAUUUCAGUGGUGAGUUUGAAGACUCUUACAAGGGAUACUUGGAAGAUCUAGUUUUAGCAGCUGGGGGCACAAUAUUAGACACAAAACCUGAUUCUAUCGCACUCUGUGAACAAAUAACUGAAAAUCCAUCUACCAUCAUUAUAUACAGUUGUGAGCCUCCUCCAAAGUGCAAACCUAGUCAGGUUUCUUCAGUUAUAGACAACAGGUUCAGUCAAGCCAAGACCUUGGCAGCACAAACUGGUGCCAAUGUCUGCGGUCACAUCUGGCUCUUGGACACUAUAGCAGCUUGUAGACUGCAACCUUUUGAGUGCUAAAAGAGAGAUGCCCUCACUUUAAUUUCUACAAAAAAGAGCAUGUUAUAAUUUAUUAGUGCUUUAUUUUGCUAUUAAUCCUUUUAGUUUAUGUUUGUGCAUUAUUUGUGAUGGGCUCCCCUACCCAUGUGUUCUAUUUUGCUAUUAAUUUUUUUUGUUUAUGAUUGUGUCUAUGGGUUCGUGUUGAUCCCAUCAGGGUUUAUACAAGAAAACAGUUGAUCAGUUCGGGUCAACCUGUCAGGUAGCUGAAACCAAUAUUCGAGUUUGAAUAAAUUCCCUCAC
Molecule: messenger RNA, 2765 nt
Organism: Amborella trichopoda
Lineage: Eukaryota; Viridiplantae; Streptophyta; Magnoliopsida; Amborellales; Amborellaceae
Product: BRCA1-associated RING domain protein 1
Biological process (GO): positive regulation of transcription by RNA polymerase II; double-strand break repair via homologous recombination
Cellular component (GO): BRCA1-A complex; BRCA1-BARD1 complex
Molecular function (GO): ubiquitin-protein transferase activity
Source: RefSeq, a predicted model, not a curated record